UUCUUCUCUGUAGGUGAAAAGGGGACAGGGAAAUCAACUCAGAAGCCAUUACAUUAUAAGAGUUGUCUGUUUCACAGAGUUGUCAAGGAUUUUAUGGUUCAAGGUGGUGACUUCAGUGAAGGAAAUGGACGAGGAGGGGAAUCUAUAUAUGGAGGAUUUUUUGAAGAUGAGAGUUUUGCUGUUAAACACAACAAAGAAUUUCUCUUGUCAAUGGCCAACAGAGGGAAAGAUACAAAUGGUUCACAGUUCUUCAUCAAAGUUUGUCUAAAAGUUACUAACCAAAACCUUUUUGUUUUUAUUAAAGUUAAGAAAGAAGAAAAGAAAAGGCAUAAAUCAUCAUCUUCCUCAUCAUCAUCCAGUGACUCAGAUAGCUCAAGCGAUUCUCAGUCCUCUUCUGAUUCUUCAGAUUCUGAAAGUGCUUCUGAAGAGAAAUCAAAAAAAAGAAAAAAGAAACAUAGGAAAAAUUCCCGAAAACACAAGAAAGAAAAGAAGAAGCGAAAGAAAAGCAAGAAAAGUGCAUCAAGCGAAAGUGAGGCUGAAAAUCUUGAAGCACAACCCCAGUCUACUGUCCGUCCAGAAGAGAUCCCUCCUAUACCUGAAAAUAGAUUCUUAAUGAGAAAAAGUCCUCCUAAAGCUGACGAAAAGGAAAGGAAAAACAGAGAGCGAGAAAGAGAAAGAGAGUGGUAUGUGAAUCGUUAUCGAACUCCUUCCAGGUCCAGAUCAAGGGAUCGUUUCAGACGUAGUGAGACUCCUCCACAUUGGAGGCAAGAGAUGCAGAGAGCUCAAAGAAUGAGGGUAUCAAGUGGUGAAAGAUGGAUCAAAGGGGAUAAGAGUGAGUUGAAUGAAAUUAAAGAAAAUCAAAGAAGUCCAGUUAGAGUAAAAGAGAGAAAAAUAACUGAUCACAGGCAUGUAUCUGAGAGUCCAAACCGAAAAAAUGAAAAGGAAAAGAAAGUUAAAGACCAUAAAUCUAACAGCAAAGAGAGAGACAUCAGAAGAAAUUCAGAAAAAGAUGAUAAAUAUAAUAAAAACAAAGUGAAGAAAAGGGCCAAAUCUAAAAGUAGGAGUAAGAGCAAAGAGAAAUCAAAGAGUAAGGAAAGAGAUUCAAAACAUAAUAGACACGAAGAAAAGAGGAUGAGAUCAAGGAGUAAAGACAGGGAUCAUGAGAAUGUUAAAGAAAAAGAAAAACAGUCUGAGUCUAAAGGAAAAGAUCAGGAAAGGAGUAGAAGUAAAGAGAAGUCUAAACAGUUAGAAUCAAAAAAUAAUGAGCAUGAUUACAAUAAAAGUAAGGAAAAGGAUAGGCGUGCACAAUCUAGGAGUAGAGAAUGUGAUAUAACUAAAGGUAAACACAGUUACAAUAGUAGAACAAGGGAACGAAGCAGAAGUAGGGACAGGAGCAGAAGAGUGCGAUCUAGAAGCCAUGACAGGGAUCGCAGCAGAAGCAAGGAGUACCAUAGAUACAGAGAACAAGAGUACAGAAGGAGAGGACGAUCACGAAGCCGAGAGAGAAGAGCAACACCAGGAAGAUCAAGAAGUAAAGAUAGAAGGAGAAGGAGGAGAGAUUCACGGAGCUCAGAGAGAGAAGAAAGUCAAAGCAGAAACAAAGAAAAAUACAGAAACCAAGAAAGUAAGAGUUCACACAGAAAAGAAAAUUCUGAGGGUGAGAAAAGAAUGUACUCUAAAAAUCGUGAUCAUAGUAGCUCAAAUAAUAGCAGGGAAAAAAAGGCUGAUAGAGAUCAAAGUCCAUUCUCAAAAAUAAGACAAAGCAGUCAGGACAAUGAAUUAAAGUCCUCCACAUUGAAAAAUAAGGAGGAUGAGAAGACCAGAUCCUCAGUGGAAAAAGAAAACCAAAAAUCAAAGGGUCAAGAAAAUGACCAUGUACACGACAAGAAAUUUGAUCAUGAAUCAAGCCCUGGAACAGAUGAGGACAAAAGUGGAUGAGUGAGUUGGGUAAACUUAUUUCCAUUCUGUCUAAAAUUUUAAGUUUUAGAGACUCGCUACUGAAUCUCCUUUCUGUUGUUUUCCUUUUCAUUGUUUUUGGGUUAUUUUAUGUUUGUCCUUUUUUUUUUUUUUUUUUUUAAUGUGGAUUUCAUUGAGUUGAUCUUUUGAUAAUCUGCAAUCUGGAUAAUUUGUACUGCUAAAGUUUUAAUAAACUUGAAAUGAGAAAAACA
Propithecus coquereli (Coquerel's sifaka) is the source of this 2168-nucleotide messenger RNA. RefSeq names its product peptidylprolyl isomerase G (cyclophilin G) (gene PPIG). Gene Ontology annotation, cellular component: nucleus. The record is from RefSeq and is a predicted model, not a curated record. The annotation marks the transcript as partial. The transcript has 7 exons. NCBI's taxonomy places the organism in Eukaryota, Metazoa, Chordata, Mammalia, Primates, Indriidae. Gene Ontology annotation, molecular function: peptidyl-prolyl cis-trans isomerase activity. Gene Ontology annotation, biological process: protein folding; protein peptidyl-prolyl isomerization.